UCAGCCUUCCGGACCUCCGGGCCCAAGUAGUGGGCACGGAACAGGGGACUAGCAGCCCACUGGCCAUAAGGCCCAGCAGUCUCUGGCCAUGGACCGGGACCUUUUGCGGCAGUCGCUGAAUUGCCACGGGCCGUCUUUGCUCUCCCUGCUCCGGAGCGAACAGCAGGACAACCCGCACUUCCGGAGCCUGCUGGGGUCGGUGGCCGAUCCUGCCCGGGGCCUUCUGCACCAGCAGCAGUUACAGGGCAGAAAAGAAAGGAGAGUUGACAACACGGAAAUACAAAACUUUAUCUCCAAAAAAGCAGAUCUUCUUUUUGCGGUUUCCUGGAAAUCAGAUGCACCCGCACCUUUUGGAGUUCAUGAAGACAAUGAAGAUCAUUAUGCAGUCAUGCCACCUUUAGAACAAUUCAUGGAAAUACCUAGUAUGGACCGGAGAGAGCUGUUUUUCAGAGAUAUUGAGCGUGGUGAUAUAGUGAUUGGAAGAAUUAGUUCCAUUAGGGAAUUUGGUUUUUUCAUGGUCUUGAUCUGCUUAGGAAGUGGCAUCAUGAGAGAUAUAUCCCACUUAGAAAUCACAGCUCUUUGUCCACUAAGAGAUGUGCCUUCUCACAGUAAACACGGGGAUCCUUUAUCAUAUUACCAAACUGGUGACAUCAUUCGAGCUGGAAUCAAGGAUAUUGACAGAUACCAUGAAAAGCUUGCAGUAUCUCUGUAUAGCUCAUCUCUUCCACCAUACCUAUCUGGUAUUAAAUUGGGUGUAAUUAGCUCUGAAGAACUUCCUUUGUACUACAGGAGGAGUGUUGAACUCAAUAGCAAUUCUUUGGAGUCCUAUGAAAAUAUCAUGCAGAGUUCCUUGGGAUUUGUUAAUCCAGGAGUAGUUGAAUUCCUUUUAGAAAAACUAGGAAUAGAUGAAUCUAAUCCACCAUCUUUAAUGAGAGGCCUACAAAGCAAAAAUUUCUCUGAAGAUGAUUUUGCUUCUGCUUUAAGGAAGAAACAAUCUGCAUCUUGGGCUUUAAAAUGUGUCAAGAUUGGAGUUGAUUACUUUAAGGUUGGACGCCAUGUGGAUGCUAUGAAUGAAUACAAUAAAGCUCUGGAAAUAGACAAACAAAAUGUGGAAGCUUUGGUAGCUCGUGGAGCACUAUAUGCAACAAAAGGAAGUCUGAACAAAGCAAUAGAAGAUUUUGAACUUGCAUUAGAAAACUGUCCAACUCACAGGAAUGCAAGAAAAUACCUCUGCCAGACACUUGUAGAAAGAGGAGGACAGUAA
This is a messenger RNA of Galeopterus variegatus (Sunda flying lemur), 1264 nucleotides long. Its product is annotated as tetratricopeptide repeat protein 14-like. Bases 89 to 1264 code for a protein of 391 amino acids. Lineage: Eukaryota; Metazoa; Chordata; Mammalia; Dermoptera; Cynocephalidae. The record is from RefSeq and is a predicted model, not a curated record. The transcript has 9 exons. Gene Ontology annotation, molecular function: nucleic acid binding; protein binding.